Trifolium pratense (red clover) is the source of this 1547-nucleotide messenger RNA. RefSeq names its product isocitrate dehydrogenase [NAD] regulatory subunit 1, mitochondrial. Gene Ontology annotation, biological process: tricarboxylic acid cycle; isocitrate metabolic process. Bases 121 to 1224 code for a protein of 367 amino acids. Gene Ontology annotation, cellular component: mitochondrion. The record is from RefSeq and is a predicted model, not a curated record. The transcript has 4 exons. NCBI's taxonomy places the organism in Eukaryota, Viridiplantae, Streptophyta, Magnoliopsida, Fabales, Fabaceae. Gene Ontology annotation, molecular function: isocitrate dehydrogenase (NAD+) activity.
CCCCCAUUAUAUAUUUCCAUAGCUUCUCGAACCUCAUUCGAAUCUUCUUAUACUUAACGCUACAAUUCCAAAACCGCCAAAACCCUAGCACCGCCACCACCACCACCACCGCCACCGCUAAUGGCGACGAGACGAUCCACACCCCUCCUCAAACAACUCCUCACCUCGCGCCACAAUCUCACCUCAACUCGCUCCGUAACCUACAUGCCCCGACCCGGAGACGGAACACCUCGAAACGUAACACUAAUCCCCGGCGACGGAAUCGGACCAUUAGUAACCGGCGCAGUUGAGCAAGUAAUGGAAGCGAUGCAUGCGCCAGUGUAUUUCGAGAAAUUCGAAGUGCACGGUAACAUGAAAACGAUGCCAACUGAAGUAAUUGAAUCGAUUAAGAAGAAUAAGGUUUGUUUGAAAGGUGGACUUGCUACUCCUAUGGGUGGUGGUGUUAGUUCUCUUAAUGUGCAAUUGAGGAAGGAGCUUGAUCUUUAUGCUUCUCUUGUUAAUUGCUUUAAUCUUCCUGGUUUGCCGACGCGCCAUGAUAAUGUUGAUAUUGUUGUGAUUAGGGAGAAUACUGAAGGUGAAUAUGCUGGACUUGAACAUGAGGUUGUUCCUGGUGUUGUCGAAAGCCUCAAGGUAAUAACAAAGUUCUGUUCAGAGCGCAUUGCUAAAUAUGCUUUCGAGUAUGCUUAUCUAAAUAACAGAAAGAAGGUGACUGCUGUGCACAAAGCAAACAUUAUGAAACUUGCAGAUGGUUUAUUCUUGGAAUCUUGUCGAGAGGUUGCCACAAAGUAUCCUGGAAUCAAGUAUAAUGAAAUUAUUGUAGAUAACUGUUGCAUGCAGCUUGUUUCAAAGCCUGAGCAGUUUGAUGUCAUGGUAACCCCCAAUCUUUAUGGAAAUCUUGUUGCAAAUACAGCGGCAGGCAUUGCUGGAGGCACCGGUGUCAUGCCCGGAGGUAAUGUUGGAGCUGACCACGCUGUAUUUGAACAAGGUGCUUCGGCAGGAAAUGUUGGUAAGGAUAAAGUAGUAAAGGAAAAGAAAGCCAACCCUGUGGCACUCCUCCUUUCGUCUGCAAUGAUGCUUAGACAUCUCCAGUUUCCUGUAUUUGCUGAACGAUUGGAAAGUGCUGUGAAACGAGUCAUUUUAGAGGGCAAAUACCGGACAAAGGACCUUGGAGGGACAAGCACCACCCAAGAGGUUGUUGAUGCAGUGAUAGAUGCAUUACAAUAAUUAUAUAGUAUUCACUUGCUCAUAUACCAAAUGAAGUUAGCAUUGCAAAUUCUUCGCUAAUUAUCGGUAAUGUUUUGCACCCUUUGAAGAUGAAAUCUCCAAAUUUUUGUCUUUAAGUUUAUCCAACUCAUAAAAUGGCGCAUUUGCCAAGAAUAAUCUGUUAAGAUAUGGAAAUUGUUUUUUUUUUUUUGAUAAAUAGAUAUGAAAAUUGUUAAAAACCGAGUUUAUUAUCUCAAUAAUGUAGUUUAUGGGGGUUUCUCAUGCUAUAGAAACAGACAAGGACAAAUUUUUAGUGCUAACAAAAUAUCGAUUUACCUAUUGAA